UUUCUGGCAAACACAGUCCCAUUCAGGACUGAAAUACCUAAAGAGUGACAGAAAUUAUUAUUCCCGAAAUACCCCUCGUCUCCCCCUUAUCAUAACAUAAGCUCCGAACUUGGAAUAACUGAGUCCCGAGAGGGGAGGGAACAUCUCCGAUGGCGUCCAUGGCGGCGUUUUUCGUCAAAACUCCAAACCCAUCCCUCUCCUUCCCCAAAACCCAGAAAACCCAUUUGGGAAUAACCCUUAAGCACCCUUGCUCUGUCCAUUCCGCGACGACGCGCCGGAGGAUCCGAAUCUCGUGCGGGUUGAUCGACCCGGACGGCGGCAAGCUGGUGGAUCUGAUCGUCGAGAAGUCGCAGAGGGACGCUAAGAGGACGGAGGCCCUAUCGCUUCCGAGAAUCAAGCUGUCCCGAAUCGACCUCCAGUGGGUUCAUGUGCUCAGCGAAGGAUGGGCCAGCCCGCUCAAAGGGUUCAUGAGAGAAUCCGAGUUCCUCCAAACGCUUCAUUUCAACUCGCUCCGGCUGGACGACGGCUCCGUCGUCAACAUGUCGGUGCCGAUCGUCCUCGCCGUCGACGACUCCCAGAAGGCCCGGAUCGGCGCGUCCACCGCCGUCGCCCUCGUCGACUCCAGCAAUAACCCGGUGGCGGUUCUUAGCAAUAUUGAGAUCUACAAGCAUAACAAGGAAGAAAGGAUAGCAAGAACGUGGGGUACAACUGCACCUGGUUUGCCUUAUGUUGAAGAGGCCAUAACCAAAGCUGGAAACUGGCUUAUUGGCGGUGACUUAGAGGUUAUAGAGCCAGUCAAGUACCAUGAUGGUCUUGAUCGCUUCCGACUGUCCCCUGCAGCACUCCGUGAGGAAUUUACCAAGCGUAAUGCCGAUGCAGUGUUUGCUUUCCAGCUGAGGAAUCCUGUGCACAAUGGCCAUGCUUUGCUGAUGACUGACACACGUCGCCGGCUUCUUGACAUCGGCUAUAAGAACCCCAUCCUCUUGCUUCAUCCAUUGGGAGGCUACACAAAGGCAGAUGAUGUUCCUCUUAGUUGGCGAAUGAAGCAACAUGAAAAGGUACUUGAGGACGGGGUGCUUGAUCCAGAGACCACUGUCGUGUCUAUAUUCCCAUCACCGAUGCACUACGCUGGGCCUACUGAGGUGCAGUGGCAUGCCAAGGCUCGGAUUAAUGCAGGGGCCAACUUUUACAUUGUAGGUCGGGACCCUGCCGGCAUGAGCCAUCCAGUUGAGAAAAGAGAUUUAUACGAUGCAGAUCAUGGAAAGAAGGUUCUGAGCAUGGCUCCUGGGCUUGAACGGCUAAACAUCUUGCCUUUCAAGGUGGCUGCAUACGAUAAAACUCAGAACAAGAUGGCAUUCUUCGAUCCCUCGAGGCCUCAAGAUUUCCUCUUCAUUUCAGGCACCAAGAUGCGAACGCUUGCGAAGAACAAGGAGAAUCCCCCAGAUGGAUUCAUGUGCCCUGGAGGUUGGAAAGUGCUGGUGGAAUACUAUGAGAGUUUGGCUCCCAUUGAAAACGGCAAAGUUCCUGAAGCUGUGCCUGCUUAGAUGGAUUUGUUCUUUGUCAAUAGAUAUUGACAAUGGUCUGGGAGGAAGACGAAAACUCCUUAUUUAUCUCAGUCUGCGUGAAUCCAUCUCUCUUUCAUACAAUAAUAUCUCAUUUGAGGCAGUGGCUCAGACACACAAGUCCCAAGCCUCAACCUGUAAUUACAACUCCAGAGAUUGUAGCAACAGCUUGAUUGUGCACAUGCCUUCAGCUUGCACACCGUAACAUUAUGUUGUGAUUGUGCCUUUACAGUGGAAACAUGUCAAAUGGUCGCAUUUAUUACUCUA
Molecule: messenger RNA, 1829 nt
Organism: Diospyros lotus (date-plum)
Lineage: Eukaryota; Viridiplantae; Streptophyta; Magnoliopsida; Ericales; Ebenaceae
Product: ATP sulfurylase 1, chloroplastic-like
Exons: 5
Coding region: 150-1544 (464 amino acids)
Biological process (GO): sulfate assimilation
Molecular function (GO): sulfate adenylyltransferase (ATP) activity; adenylylsulfate kinase activity
Source: RefSeq, a predicted model, not a curated record